Messenger RNA from Siniperca chuatsi (mandarin fish), 1604 nucleotides. It is a transcript of the gene cyc1, whose product is annotated as cytochrome c1, heme protein, mitochondrial. Gene Ontology annotation, molecular function: electron transfer activity; heme binding. The coding region runs from base 79 to 1002 and encodes 307 amino acids. The transcript is spliced from 7 exons. Gene Ontology annotation, biological process: mitochondrial electron transport, ubiquinol to cytochrome c. The record is from RefSeq and is a predicted model, not a curated record. NCBI's taxonomy places the organism in Eukaryota, Metazoa, Chordata, Actinopteri, Centrarchiformes, Sinipercidae.
AGGUUCAGACCGGAAGAAUUCUGUGUCUUGCUCGACGCUGGUCCGGGCAGCCUUUCAGCUCAUAGAACUGCAGAGAAGAUGGCGGCGCUACGAGUCGUGGUGCUAUCGGGGGGUUGUAGGGCUCUCCUCAGCACGCCGAAAACUAUCAAGACCCCAAUGGCCAACAUGUCCUUUGCCAGCCUGCCGAGGAACAAGAAGGUUGCCUUGACGACACUAGGUGUGGUCACAGCCGGUGGGGCGGGGCUCGCUCUGAUGCUGCACCAGUCCGUUAAAGCCUCCGACCUGGAGCUCCACCCCCCUCAGUACCCCUGGAGCCACGCUGGACCUCUGUCCUCUUUGGACCACGCUAGUAUUCGUCGUGGUUACCAGGUGUAUAAGCAGGUGUGUUCAGCCUGCCACAGUAUGGAGUACCUGGCCUUCAGAAACCUGGUGGGAGUGUCGCACACAGAGGCAGAGGUUAAGACCAUCGCUGAGGAGGUUGAGGUAGUGGAUGGUCCUGAUGAGAAUGGAGAGAUGUUCACCCGGCCAGGAAAGCUGUCGGACUAUUUUCCAAAGCCCUACCCCAACCCCGAGGCAGCCCGCGCCGCCAACAACGGAGCCCUGCCUCCAGAUCUCAGCUACAUUGUCAAUGCCAGACAUGGAGGAGAGGACUAUGUAUUCAGCCUGCUGACAGGAUACUGCGAACCUCCAGCAGGAGUGAUGGUGAGAGAGGGACUGUACUACAACCCAUACUUCCCAGGCCAGGCCAUUGGCAUGGCCCCGCCCAUCUACAACGAGGUGCUGGAGUUUGAGGACGGAACGCCUGCCACUAUGAGCCAGGUUGCUAAAGACGUGUGUACUUUCUUGAGAUGGGCUGCUGAGCCGGAGCAUGACCAACGCAAACGCAUGGGACUGAAGUUGCUAAUGGGCUCGGCCAUCAUCAUCCCUCUGCUCUACUACAUGAAGAGACAUCGGUGGUCUGUGCUGAAGAGCAGGAAGAUCGCCUACAGGCCUCCGAAGUAAACGGAAACAAACACAUCCCUACCUGGGCUUAAAACCUACCACAGAGAGGGCUGCGUUCAAUGACCCCCCAACGCUCUCCUCAUAAUGAUCAUGCGGACACAGAACAACUGACAAACACACACAUGCCUUUCUAAGAGGGGAUGGAGAAAUAAGAGUACAUAUAUAUAUACUAUAUUUAUUCUUACAGAAAAAUGCCUUUUUUAGUUGUUGGCGUGGUAGAACUAAUUGUGUGACAGAUUUCCCUACAUCUGGAAUAUUGUGGUGCAAGUUUGGGUCAGAGAGUUGUGGCGUUCUUGAACGCACCUUCCACAAAGUUUAUGUUUGGUUUAUCUGCAUCGAGUCAUUGCUGGUAGCAGUUCCCAUCUCGACAUCUCGUAUCAAAUCAGACACUUUGUCACAAUUGACUGAAGUUGAUUGAUCGGCCAUCUUUAUAAGAUACUCAAUAACCACAGAAGCGCUGAGAAAUGGUUGCCAUCAAAGUUUGUAACAUCCUGGGUGUGUGUAAAUCCAUCCUCCCGUCCUGUCCACACAGCCACUCAGUGGAUCAAAUGCAGCCUCUGAACCUCUGUUUUACUGUACAAAAUAAAUUAUCUUAAAGGAAA